UAAGCCGGUGGGCAGGGUUCAAAUCGUUUAUUUUCGCGUCGAGCUCGGGCGGGGACGGAGACUACACGACGGGAGCCGAGCUCAGGCGGCGACGCGAGCUCGAACCGGCAGAUUCUUCUCUGAGUCUGCGAGACGAACGCAUCAGUCUGGGAACGCGGCUUGCUCUCAUACAACUUACUCGGCUGUGCGGCUUUGCGAGGAUAAAGUUUCUACUUUACCUUUCCCUCAACCAGAUCGUACAGGAUACGGCAAUAUUUGAGUAAAGCGGGGUUCAUCGUUUUCAAAAGACCACGCGUGGCACCAGGACUUCCCGUAGAUAUAGACGGAGUGCUGUUUCACAACUAUGGGACCUGCACUCGCCUUCACACGAGCCCAUCACUACAUUCUCGUGGUCUUCGUGCUGUCGGACUUGUUCUUCCACAGCGGAUCACAAGCGCAGAGUGGUAUCGGACUGAAGGUGACCCAGAAGGAGGUCCGUACCAUCCUUGGUGAAGCCGCUGUCCUCCCUGCAUCUUACAACACUCGCUACAAGAUCCUCAGCCUCACGUGGUCCAAAGUCACGGACAAGAACACGCGAACUGUCGUCUUCUUCUACAGCCCGGCGUCUUCCGUCAGGAAGGCUUACAAGUCCUACCAGGGCAGAGCCGAUCUUACAGGCCACGCCUCGCUAAGGAUUAACCCCACCAAGCCCGGGGACGGCGGAACCUACGUGCUGAUGGUGAUGUCGGAGGAGCUUGGCGGUCAGGAGGACUCUCUUCAGCUGACAUUGAUGGUUCCGCCAGUAGUAGAGGUUGGCCCUGCCAACCCGUACGCAGUGGAGUGGGGAAAGUCUGUGACGCUGACGUGCACCGUUCGGAACGCUAAACCCAACAUCACGUCCCUGGCCUGGUUCAAGGACGGCAUUCCCAUAGAGAGGACGAGCGGGAUGGACAUGAAGUACAACCAGGGGAACGCCAACUCGCCGUUUCUGACCAUCAACAAGGUGACGCGAGCCGACGCAGGGACGUACAGGUGUGCGGUGGAGCACGUGGUGCAGAGGACAGGGGCGGAGCUACGUCUGGACGUCUUGUAUCGCGCUUCUAUCAUCAGCAUCUCCAAAAGCCAGACCGCCUGGGUGUCGGAUGACGUCACGUUACAGUGUGUGGCGGACGGGAACCCCCCUCCCAACAUCACGUGGACACGGGCAGGGCUGGCCAUGCCGUCCAAGAUCCACCGCCUGUCCAACGACGUGCGCGCAUGCUCGGUCACCGUGCGGAACAUUCAGACGAACGACACGGGCACGUACCUGUGCACGGCGGACAACGGGGUGAAGGAGAGCGACAUCAAGUCCGUGGAUCUAUCAGUUAAGGCCCGUCGGAGAGGCACCCCAUCGUCGACGCUGGCAAUUAUAGUCGGCGCGACCGCGGGAGCCCUUUGGCUCAUUAUCUGUGUCGGUCUGUGUGUCUACAUCCUGCUGAGGCGCCGGAAAGAGAAAGAGAAGAAGAAGUUCGCGUUCUACUACAACAUGGGUCGCCGUGAUCCGCCCGCAGGAAGUAGUCCAAAGCGGGACGAAGACGGUGAACCGCCCCCUUACGCUGCACUACCCGCCAAGCCGGUGGGAUCCAAAGCUGCCCGUGCCGGCAUCAACACCAUGAGAAGAACUGCCGAGCUAAAAGCAGGCAGAAGGUACGCCAAGGUCCUAUACACGUACAUACCCCGGGAAGAGAACGAACUGCCCCUGGAGGUCGAUGACAUCAUCGAGGUGCUGGAGGGGGAAGAUGGCGGCUGGUGCUUGGGUUACCUGCGGGGCAGGAUAGGCCUCUUCCCCUCCAACUAUGUCAAGUUCAUAGCGGAAAGGAAAGUGCCUGCACUUCGACAAACUGUGGAACUAGAAGAACGACAGAUGAAGAGAAGUGUGUGACGUGUUGAAGUCUUGUCUCAUACAGGCUAGAAGUUUCAACCACAAGACAUGAUUACUACAAGGAACCAGUAGAAGGAAGGCUUCGAAAAAGAACAUUCGAAAAAGGAAUAUACGAACGUUGGAAUUAAAGAACUGUCGAAGAUGUGGAAUAGGUGUCUUAUAAGACCAAGGCAAGACAAGUAUAAGGAACGUCAUGUUCUUGGGACUGACAGUACGGGCCUCUUCGUUCCCAACUCCGACUUUGUACAUAAUGUUGCUACAUCAUAUGCAACGACUUGUCUCCAAGGAAAGUGUUUUACUCCACAGAAUGUAUGCAGAGACGCCUGCAGUACUUUCUUGAUCCCACUGGCAGACAUUAUGACUGCGCCGAAGCAAGGAGCAAUUCACUCUAAUCGCUUGGACGCCGCAAGGAUUUUUAUUCUCAAAUGUCUGCUGUUAUAUGUGUGUGGAAUUUUCUUGGCAGGUGGAAUGUCCAGUAGAAAAGAGUCGUGAUAGUUAUAUCGGAAAUGUUUUACAUGUCAGAAGAGUGCACUGAAAGAGUAUCUGUUCGCUGUCUAGAUCUGUUUGACCAUAGACGUGAAAAUGAUCCCCAUACUUCAACUUUUAAAACUGUACAGCUUCUAGCCUUUAAAGCUGGUAUCCCCUGAAGGAAUAUGGAUGACGAUGUAUUUCAGCUAGAGUAACCUUCCAGCUUGCCAGACGUCGAUAAAGCCUUCAGCAUAUCCAGAAUAUUCAACCUAUUGAGUGGCUUCAGAUGUGGUGUAAGUCUAAUAAUUCUUCUUUCUAUGAUCUGUGACUUUAACAGACAUUAUGUGAGAAACUGCAGAAAUCGUUAUCAUCGUGUAAAUUCUGCGGUUUUCAUGUCUUUUACUCAAUACACAGGGAAGAAGAAAAAUGAACAGUGACCACAGUUUGGCACACGUACCACGAAUUUCAUUUGGUGGAAUCAGACUUCCACAUUCUUGUUCCAGGUCUCGUCCAGAAAUAAUCCACUUUAGGUUCUGUUUUGGCAUGAGCAUUUUACAAUAUUCCUUUCGACUACGGUUGUCAAGGUCUUUAUUCAGCUCGGCAUUCUACAUACAUAAACCGUAAUGCCUUUUCUUUAUUGUUUUCAUUCCAGCCAUUGUAAAAUACAGGCGGCACGUUUGGGAAUCAAUAAAAACCAAACGAAUCUAUACAUGAA
Molecule: messenger RNA, 3083 nt
Organism: Branchiostoma floridae (Florida lancelet)
Lineage: Eukaryota; Metazoa; Chordata; Leptocardii; Amphioxiformes; Branchiostomatidae
Product: hemicentin-2-like
Exons: 8
Coding region: 344-1900 (518 amino acids)
Biological process (GO): cell-cell adhesion
Cellular component (GO): cell-cell junction
Molecular function (GO): cell adhesion molecule binding
Source: RefSeq, a predicted model, not a curated record